GGGGGGGGGCUUUACUAGGCUAUUAGUUGAUGCAAUCUGCUUAGGAGAUAAAAUUCCUUCAACGCAAGGAAGAAUGUUGAUCGGAACAAAGCAAUCACUGGCAUCAAAUAUUAAAUAAAUAUCGUUAUGCAUUUGCUUUUGUUCACUUUCAAGAAACUGGGCUUUUGAUUUUUAUUUAUUAUUUUUUGUAUAUGGAUUUUCAUCUUUUGCUUUCUUCCUCCCUCUGAUCAUUCCCCCUAAGUGCAUACUGCAAGUGAAGGACCUAAGACCAACUUGCAUACAGAGCUAACAACUGGCACAAAGUUCCUGCCCAUAAUUGUUGAAAUGGAAUCUAAGUAAAGUGUUUUGCGGGUCAGUUACAUUUCUUUCUGUGGGAGUAAGACCCACCUUCAGAACUGAAUUGCCUAUUUAACAAUUGGUAUCAUGCAUUACAAGAAGUGCAACAUCAACAUAGGGUUGGAAACAUGAUCCUGAAGUAGGAUUGAUGAAAUAGAAAAAAAAAAUUGGGUGAUAUGGUUAUUACUCUGUAUAUAUGGGAUUUCCAUGACUUUAUUGGAAUGUUAUUUCUUAAAAUCUUUAUCAAUAGGUGCUUCUCACAAACCUGUUGUGCGCUAAAUAGUGUUUCGUUUCUUGUUUUUUUUGGGGUCCUUUUGUUCCACACUCAAGCGUUAUUACCAAAGUAGCAGUUCAUUGGAUGCUGGCUUUCAGUCACGGAAUGUAUGCAUAGUUAUAUAUAGCUUUUGAACACUCAAAUUCUGAUCCAAAAAAAAAAAAACUGAAAUUAUGUCUUUUGAACUGCCACUGUUUAUGACUUCUUAUGGUCACAUUGCCUUUCCUGCAGGUUUUAUUGUCUGCCUUGAUUAGGUUCACAUCAUAUUUUAGCGACCUUUUCAAGAUAUUGUUUUUUGCUAAAUUUAUUGUUCAUUACAAAGUAACUGGUAAGUUAAAAGAAAGAGUAAUUUAUUUGUGAUUUUCAUUGUUUAGCCUGAUGCAGCAAAUAAGUCAAGAGCUGGAACAAGAUGAAAUUCGAAAUCUUCGACAUCCUGUCGGUUCACCAGUUACCAACUCUCCUCCAGGUUCCUGGUCCUGUUCAUACUGUAAAUGCAUCUUAUGUUGUAAGCUCAAACAUUGGCAUAAUCAUCUCAGGUAAUUGGCCACAUUUCGGCAGUCCAGUUGAACACAAUUCUUUGCAAGGUUUUAGUCGGUCACCAGGUUUGGGAUCUCUUAGCCCUAUGAAUAGCAAUCAUUUGCCUGGAUUGGCCUCUAUUCUUUCACCCCAUGUGUCAAACCCGGCAAAGAUUGCACCUAUCGGUAAAGACCAAUUAAGGAAAUUAAGUUCAAGCCCCAGGCCCGUGUCAUCUUUUGGUGAAUCAAAUUCCAAUUCAUCUGGGACUGGAAUGCUAUCUGGUCCUCAGUUCCUCUGGGGAAGUCCCACUCUUUACUCAGAGCAUGCCAAUUCUUCUGCCUGGCCAACAUCAUCAGUGGGACAUCCAGUUACGUCCACUGGACAGGGACAAGGUUAUUCAUACUCCAGUCGGCAAGGUUCAUUCCUUGGUUCACCUCAUCACCACCAUGUGGGAUCUGCUCCAACUGGUGUUGCUCUUGACAGGCAUUUUGGGUACUUCCCUGAGUCACCAGAAUCCUCCUUCAUGAGCCCAGUUGCAUUUGGGAGUGGGGGUUUGAGUAGCAUCAAUGGAAAUGCCAUAAAUAUGGGUGCCCGCGGGGCUAUCAAUGUGGGUGUUGCUCUUCCUGGACACAUGAAUGAAAUUGGUUCACCUGGUUCCAGAAUGAUCUCAUUGCCGAGGAAUAACCCAAUAUUAUUUGGGAAUGGUCCUUAUCAAGGAAUGGGAGCAUUCAUCAAUGAAGGAUUGAUUGAACGUCGUCAAAGUCGGCGGAUUGAGUACAGUGGGAACCAGAUAGACAACAAGAAGCAGUAUCAGCUUGACUUGGACAAGAUCAUCAGUGGGGACGAUACUAGGACUACUUUAAUGAUUAAAAACAUCCCCAAUAAAUACACUUCAAAGAUGCUGCUGGCAGCUAUUGAUGAAAAUCAUAGGGGUACUUAUGAUUUUCUCUAUUUGCCAAUUGAUUUUAAGAAUAAAUGCAAUGUUGGUUAUGCCUUUAUCAAUAUGAUGUCUCCUUCGCACAUUAUCUCCUUCUAUGAGGCAUUCAAUGGGAAGAAGUGGGAAAAGUUUAAUAGUGAAAAAGUUGCUUCCUUAGCCUAUGCACGAAUCCAGGGCAAGGCAGCCCUUGUGACACACUUCCAGAAUUCAAGCCUAAUGAAUGAAGACAAGAGGUGCCGACCAAUUCUCUUCCAGUCAGAGGGGCCAGAGAUUAUUGAUCAGGAGCCAUUACUAUCCAACAAUUUGAACGUCUGCAUUCGCCAGCCAGAUGGAUCUUACUCCGGAGAUUCAUUAGAAAGCCCAAAGGGUGAUGUUGAAGAGAAGCGAGAGAUUAUCUAA
Molecule: messenger RNA, 2462 nt
Organism: Ilex paraguariensis (yerba mate)
Lineage: Eukaryota; Viridiplantae; Streptophyta; Magnoliopsida; Aquifoliales; Aquifoliaceae
Source: the annotation of a GenBank genome assembly